Cornus florida is the source of this 735-nucleotide messenger RNA. Its product is annotated as major latex allergen Hev b 5-like. The coding region runs from base 77 to 532 and encodes 151 amino acids. The record is from RefSeq and is a predicted model, not a curated record. NCBI's taxonomy places the organism in Eukaryota, Viridiplantae, Streptophyta, Magnoliopsida, Cornales, Cornaceae. The transcript is spliced from 2 exons.
AUAAGACAGCCUUCUUUUAUCUAUUUAUUUCCUCAUCAUUCUUGUUUUCCUUCUCAAAAUCUUCUUUGUACUUCAAAUGGCCACUGUUGAGGUUGUAUCAGCAACAACAGCACUCCCAGAGGAGAAACCAGAGGAAUCAAACAAGGCUCAAGAAACCACCACAGAAGAGGUAGUGACUACUAGUACUACUACACCCGAGCCUGCACCAGAAGAGCCAAAGGAACCCAAGACUACUGCUGUAUCGGAAGAAGUACUAGAGGCUCCGGAAGUUGAGACUAAGGAGGAACUAAAAGAGGCUAAGGUUGCACCUGAAGAGCAAGUAGUGGUGGAGAAAACAGAAGAAGAGACACCAAAGGUGGAGAAAGAGCCAGUGGUGGAGGAAACUACUGAUUCUGCCGAGGUAGCGGCGCCACCAGAACCAGAGGCUGAAUCUCCAAAAGAGGAAGUUGCUCGGGAAGAAGAGAAACAAGCUGAAGCUGCAGAAGAGGAAGUUGACAAAGAAGCUGCACCAGUUGAUAAGACUGAGGAAUAAACCUAUGAAAGUGUGGCUUAGUGAAGAGUUUGUGUCACUAUAUAUGUGUCAUGUUCGAUGAGUGUCUAGUACUCUAUCUAAUAAGGUCGACAAUAAUUAGGUGGUAUGUUUAGGAGACCGGAUUCGCUGCUGUAACAUCACCGUCGUUUACUUAUUUGACAUGCACGAUUAUACAUACGAGUGAUCGUAAUUGUUAUCGUAUU